Messenger RNA from Cladocopium goreaui, 1881 nucleotides. The record is from the annotation of a GenBank genome assembly. Lineage: Eukaryota; Dinophyceae; Suessiales; Symbiodiniaceae.
AUGCUGCAGUUGCAUUCCCCCCGAUUAGUGACUCGCUGUGCCAUCCUUCUGCUGGCCUCGUGCGCCACAGGUGGCUGUAGCACGCUACCGGUCCAUUACCAGGACUCGGUCACCAAGGUGGCCCCUGGCAACCCGGUGCCCAGGGAGCUGGAGAAAAGCUCCCUGCCCACCUACGUGCUCGAACCGCCUGAUAUUCUGCUGAUUGAUGCCGUACGUGUCGUACCGAAGCCCCCGGUGAAGGUGCAGACGCUCGACGUGCUGCAAAUCAACGUUCCGCCCGACUAUACGUUCAUCGAAGAGCCCAUCGCCGGGCUGUAUCCGGUGGAUGCCGAUGGAACGGUCAAUAUGGGGCCCACCUACGGGCGUGUCACGGUGGCCGGGCUCUCGCUGGAGGAUGUUCGCGAGGCGGUCCGCAAGCAUCUCGAGGGAAUCCUUACCGACGUGCAGGUCUCGGUCUCGCUGGCCGAAAGCGCCGGCGAGCAGCAGAUCGCCGGCGAGCACCUCAUUGGUCCCGAUGGGACCGUGAACCUGGGCACCUACGGUAGCGUGUUCGUGGCCGGUAUGACGCUCGAGCAGGCCAAGGUGGCCGUCGAGACCCAUCUGUCGCAGUUCCUCGACGAUCCGGAAGUCUCGAUCGACGUGUUCGCCUACAACUCGAAGGUCUACUACGUGAUCACCGAAGGGGGUGGCUCGGGCGAUCAGUUCGCCGCCUUCCCCAUCACCGGCAACGAGACCGUGCUGGACGCCCUGGCGCAGAUUCAGGCCACCGGGUUCAGUUCCUCACGGAAGAUCUGGGUUGCCCGACCGGCGCCCGAUGGGCUGGGAUACGAACAGAUUCUGCCGGUGGACUGGAACGCCAUGAUCCGUGGCGGCCAGGCAGCGACCAACUACCAGUUGUUCCCCGGUGAUCGAGUGAUCAUCGAAGAGGACCGACUCGUCGCCUUCGACACCAUGCUCGGCAAAAUCACCACCCCUAUUGAACGUAUCUUCGGCGUAACCCUACUCGGCUCGCAAACCGUCCAAACCCUAAACCGACUCCCCGAUGGACAAGGCCGCUCGUCGAAACUCUCAGCAGAUCCAGCAACUGGAGCGAAACUCGGCACGAACAAGAACAGGUCGAUCGGCUGGUUCUCAAACCCUGGCCCCAACGGGGCACACGACCGCGUAGCCAUGAAAUCGACCGUGGAAGAGGUACGAUCCCGGUUCGAUUCUGACGUCGAGCGAUUCUCAAGUCUUGAAACUGGGCAAUCGGCUACCAUUGAUGCCCCGCUUGCGUUGGAACUCAUUGCGGAAGCAGCAUGGGCUACGACUCCGAACGGUCAGCGGGUGUUGGAUCUUGGCUGCGGGGCAGGCAAUUUCACCUUGCGGCUUCUAAAGCAACAAAGUGUCCGAGAGAUCACUCUCGUCGACCUUAGCCGCCCCAUGCUGGAUCGGGCAGUUGAAAGAAUCGAGCAGGCGUCCGGCGUCACCCCUGAGACCAUCCAGGGUGAUUUGCGAGACCUCGACUUUGCCGAGGCGAGCUUUGAUAUCAUCCUUGCUGGAGCGGUCCUGCAUCACUUGCGCUCGGAUGAAGAGUGGCAGCGCACGUUCCGAAAGAUCUAUCAAUCCCUCGCCCCUGGCGGAGGUUUUUGGAUUUUCGACCUCAUCUCGAGCCCGACACCAGAGCUGCAACAUACCUUCUGGAAACGGUACGGCGAGUAUCUGACCACUCUCAAAGAUGAAGCGUACCGAGAUGCGGUAUUUGCCUAUAUUGAGAAAGAAGACACCCCUCGCCCGUUGAUUUAUCAGCUCGAUCUACUUCGCCAGGUUGGCUUCUCCGAAGUUGAGAUCCUGCACAAGCAUGGCUGCUUCGCGGCUUUCGGCGGGGUGAAGAGGUGCUAG